AUGCAUCCUGCUCCGAGUCUGGCGGAAGCAUUUCCAAAGACGAAACCGCCAGCGGACCGCAUUCCAUAUGACCCAUGCCGGGGUGAUCAGGAGCCAGCGUUGUCACCCAGAGAACGGCCUACAUCACUGUCGCCGAUCAGGAGAACCUCGGACCCUCUAUCCGUUGCAGGCAUCACCGAGCUCACAGACGACGAUGGGUCUAGGGCAGACGAGGCAGGAGCAACUACCUUUGGUGCUGAGGCGUCUCAGUCCAUUUUUUCCGUCAAGGAUGGGGCUGAGAUCAUGCAAAAUCGAAGGGCGAGUCGGAGGAGGACUGGACCGCUUUCAGCUCAGCAAAGGGAGAAGGCUGCUCUGAUACGAAAGCUGGGUGCUUGUGCGGACUGCAGGCGGCGUAGAGUCGCAUGCAGUCCGCAUCAUCAUGAUAUGACGUGGGAAGACGCCAUCCGGAAGUACAGAUCAACAAGUCCACUGCAGGACCUAGGAUCGCCUCCGCACCACCGGCCAGGCUCCAACAUCCACCGGCGAAAGUCGUCGGGCGAGUCGCAGCGCAUGGAUGUUGAUUCGGUUUCCGCAGCAUCCAAAGCCGUCGCUGCUCCGACAUCUCGCCUACCUUCCAGCGACGUGCGGAUCAGAACACCACUGCCAUCUGCGCCUCGGCUAGACAAGGCGCUUUCGAUACCUCCAAUAGCUGCUGCGUCACCCGGCCUGCCACCGAUACCGAAAUUCUCGUCGUUCAGGUCCAGUCUCGAGAAGUCGGUGUCGUCUAUCCUGAUUCCCGGACGGAGCCGCCGCUAUGUGGUUGGCCACGUUCUCCUUGUUUUUUGGCAGGACGACGACGACGCAGUGGUCUCGUCAUGCGUUAGGGAGCUUUGUGGCGUCCUCGAAGAACGAUAUGCGUACAAGUGCGAGGGCGUCAGUAUCCCCACAUCCAAGUCUGAGGUUUGCAAGAACCCAUCACGAUGGUUAUCGCGCCACAUUGACGACUUCAUGGAGAAGCAUGACAGCUGGGACUGUCUGAAGAUUGUGUACUAUAUUGGAUUCAGCUUCCUCGAUCAUGCUGGAGACAUGGUUUUGUCGAGUUCCUUGGACAAAGCAGCUACCCCUACGAUCCGCUGGAGCGGCAUUCAGCACAAGCUUGAGGAGGCAUGCUCCGAUACGCUUGUGAUCAUGGAUACUGCAUAUUUCCCAUCAUCACGAAUAGCGCGACAAAAAGGCGUCCUGGAGAUCCUCGCCGCGUCAACUACCGAAGACUAUUUCAGGCUUGCGCCCCGUGCAGGGUUCACAAGACUCGUCCUAGACCGACUGCGUGGUGGCACGCAACACCAGCUAUCCCCUCGGAUAUUUGAGGACAAGCUGUCGACGGCUGAGCUAUAUUCCAGGGUUCUCUUCUCGUACUCGGAAUUGCUGUCGUCUCAGGGCGGCAGCGCGGGCGGCGGACCCGGCGACAAGCACUUCUCCUCGAACCGCGCUUUCCCUUUGAUGCCACUACAUAUACAGAUCUCUAGCAACCCGACACUGCCACCGAUUACGUUGACGCGCAUGGACAGCCUGCAGCUCCCGCCGCUGUCCGCGCCAUCCUACCAGCUAUCCGGCUCCAAGAACAGUGGGUUCGAAGGGGCGACCGGCAGCCACGGCAGGCAGCUGUCACUUACGUUCCGGCUCACGGACGACAUUGGCGGCGGCCGCGAGGAGCACGACGUGGAGCGCUGGCGGCAGUGGCUCAUGAUGAUGCCCGAGGGCGUGAGGAGCGUCAAGGUGGACGAUUUGUCGUCGCAGCUGAGAACGUAG
This is a messenger RNA of Microdochium trichocladiopsis, 1788 nucleotides long. RefSeq lists its product as uncharacterized. The transcript has 4 exons. The coding region runs from base 1 to 1788 and encodes 595 amino acids. Lineage: Eukaryota; Fungi; Ascomycota; Sordariomycetes; Xylariales; Microdochiaceae. The record is from RefSeq and is a predicted model, not a curated record.